AGACAUGAGGUGGGGGAUGAAAUGCUUUCUCCUCAUGUGCCUGCUGCUGGCUGUGCACAGCUACAGUAAGGACGAGGAAGAUGAAGGGCUGGAAGAGGUUUUCAAGGGGGCUGGACAAGACAUCCUGGAAACCAUCUCAACUAGCAAGCAUCCCCUGAGGGAGCUGCAAGUCAAGUACGGGGAGUCUACCAAGAUGCUCCUGUCAGGGGGAGUUGUCGGAUACCUUGUGGGAAAGAUUGUCAGGUCUUUAGCAAUCAGCGUCGUCAAGAUGUUGAUCCUCAGCAGCCUUAGCUUCUUUGCUGCUGUGUUCUUCGGCUAUGCAGGGCUGGACUACGAUGAGGUGAUCGAGAGGAUGACGCAUAACCGAGACAAGUUCCGGGGGAUGGC
Guillardia theta CCMP2712 is the source of this 387-nucleotide messenger RNA. RefSeq lists its product as hypothetical. The transcript has 5 exons. The record is from RefSeq and is a predicted model, not a curated record. The annotation marks the transcript as partial. Lineage: Eukaryota; Cryptophyceae; Pyrenomonadales; Geminigeraceae.